CUCUCACUCUACCUGUUUGAUGAUAUGCCUGUGGAGAAAAGAGGAAUUUUUUUUUUUUUUCUAAUUUGAGUAUGUAUAUGUUAUUAUCUCGUGUCAGAUAUUAAUGGGUAUUGCAGAUUCGAGUGAGGGAGUGAGCAAGUUGGGAGCAGCAUGAGGCUCUUUCAUUUCCAGCUGUCCCUAUUUGUGGCAAAGUAGUUGUUAGGGAGAAUGGGACCAAAACCCAAUUUGACCCAUCCUGCCAAAAUAACGCCUCCUUUGUUGAUAUUUCACCAUAACCCAUCAACGUCAUCUAUAAUUUCUUUGUCUACCCUUUGUAAAUUUCCAUCAUUCUCCUGACCCUUUUUUGUUUCUAUCCUCUAUUUUCUUUUCUUGAUGCUACUUUGUCCGUUACUAUCACUGUUUUAAGUGUUGAUUAACUUCUUCCAUCUCUAAUUAUGAUUGAUUAUUCAACUUGUGAUUGAGAAUUUUAUAUACACCCAAAGAGCAGAAAGAAGGUUGUGAAGUGGGGAUUUUUGAGUUAGGUCAGCAAUUCACAAGAGUCCAGUUUUUGAGUUGCAGUGGCAAAAUCACCGUUGAAUUCUUCACACACUUCAGUGGGUUUCUUGCUUCUCUUCUUUUGCUGUAAUAUCUGCCUUCUUGUCUACAAUUGAUCUGUUGCUGCGACCCACUAUUGGGAUAAUUGGGAUUGAAUUUCCUGGGAUUAUUAGGUAAAAAAUCUAGGGUUGUAAAGAUUCUUGGGGUCCCUGAUUUAGAGCAGUUUGGUGGGUUCACUCUUCUCUUCUUUUGUGUUGAUAUCUUGGGUGGUGGGUUGAGACCAGGAUAGAUGACUGUGGAUGAAGCUGGGGGUAGCUCCUCAUGGAGUAGAGAGCAGGAUAAAGCAUUUGAGAAUGCUCUUGCAACUUAUCCCGAGGACUCCACAGAUCGGUGGGAGAGAAUUGCUGGUGAUGUUCCUGGGAAAACUCUAGAGGAGAUUAAACAUCAUUAUGACCUUCUGGUGGAUGAUGUUAACCGGAUUGAAUCAGGUUGUGUACCUCUUCCUGCCUAUAAUUCUUCUGAAGGUUCAACGAGCCAGGCCGGAGAUGAAGGAACUGGUAAGAAAGGCAGCCAUGUGGGGCAUUACAGUGAGUCUAAUCAUGGAAGUAAAUCAAGAUCAGAUCAGGAACGCCGCAAGGGGAUUGCCUGGACGGAAGACGAACACAGGUGAAUUUGUUAUUUAUUAAUUUAUUCG
Molecule: messenger RNA, 1228 nt
Organism: Carica papaya (papaya)
Lineage: Eukaryota; Viridiplantae; Streptophyta; Magnoliopsida; Brassicales; Caricaceae
Source: RefSeq, a predicted model, not a curated record